Molecule: messenger RNA, 1496 nt
Organism: Pseudonaja textilis
Lineage: Eukaryota; Metazoa; Chordata; Lepidosauria; Squamata; Elapidae
Source: RefSeq, a predicted model, not a curated record
CUUUCCCGAUCGGCCAAAGCGGCAGUGCUUCAACGGGAACCUUUCGUAGAGAUAGAAAAUUAGAGCAAACUCGGAUCGCUUCCUCGCGCAGGCAUGAAGGAUUAGGCGCUGUCCAAUAGGGCGCAUUUUCAGCAAAGAGCUGCAAAGGAGGCGAAAACGGGACUUUCCGUCGGGUUUUGGCAGAAAUUAAGGUCCUGCAUCGCUUUGUAGGAUGUGGCCUGAUAACAUUGAUGACUCCAGUCUCUCCAGGCAAAUGGGAUGGUCUCCACUAAAAAAUCCAGUUGAUUUGUUUCAUUCAGAACCCGUCGUGAAAAUAUGUGCUCCUAUGGUUAGGUAUUCAAAAUUGUCUUUCAGAACUUUAGUCAGGAAAUAUGACUGUGAUUUAUGCUACACACCAAUGAUCAUUGCAGCGGAUUUUGUCAAAUCUUUGAAAGCCAGGCACAGUGAAUUUACAACAAACCAAGGUGACCAUCCUUUGAUUGUUCAAUUUGCUGCUAAAGAAGCACAAGUUUUGGCAGAUGCAGCUGGGCUUGUGAGUCCGUUUGCGGAUGGCAUAGAUUUAAACUGUGGUUGUCCACAAAGGUGGGCCAUGGCAGAAGGCUAUGGUGCUUGCUUAAUAAACAAACCACAACUGAUACAAGAGAUGGUGAGAUCAGUAAGAAAUCAAGUGGAAAAACCCACAUUUUCAGUAUCUAUUAAGAUACGGAUCCAUGGAGAUCUACAGAGAACCGUAGACCUCUGCCAAAAAGCAGAGUCAGCUGGCGUAUCCUGGAUCAGUGUACACGGGAGAAGUGUAGAAGAAAGACAUCAGCCAGUGCGCUACGAUGCAAUUAAGGCAAUUAAAGACAGCGUCUCCAUACCGGUGGUAGCUAACGGUGAUGUGAAGUCCCUGAAAGAUGUGGAGGCCAUUCAUCAAAGAACAGGAGCUGAUGGUGUCAUGGUUGCGAGAGGGCUCUUAGCCAACCCAGCUUUAUUUACAGGGUAUGAAGACACACCUCUGCAGUGUGUUCAGGACUGGGUGGAUAUAGCCCUUGAGCAGGGUACCCCUUUCACCUGCUUCCAUCAUCAUUUAAUGUACAUGCUGGAGAGGGUGACUUCAAAACAAGAAAAAAAGAUUUUUAACGUUUUAUCAAGUACGUCUGCUGUUUUGGACUACCUUAGAGAUAAUUAUGGUGUUCGGUAGCCUUCUAGAUAUAUUUAAUUGUGAGAAGACCAAACUCGUUUAUAAAUUCUGUACGCCUACGGUUGUUUUUUCUACUCGAGGAUUUCCGUAUGUGCAUUUAUACGAUUUUAGCAUUUUCUUAUGAGCAAAUUGUGAAUAAAAACAGCAACCGUCCAUAGGUUUAUUUAGCCCUCAUCAAGCAAACUGUACUUCAAUAGGUGCAAACUGUGAACCUUAAUCUCAGGUUGGUUUAUUCGGACUGAGUACAGCUAUAGAUAUGGCUACGUUAUAAAAAUAAUUUAAUAAAAGAGAUACACAGACAAAACACAAGCAA